CAAAUUGGGAGUACACCGCUGGUGUCUGCUAGUGCCGUAGCUUGUCGUUUGGUUUUCUUGCAUUUCUUGCCCAUUCUUCCACUGUAUGCUAUCGCUCUGGCCACUGGGAGGUUCGCUGUGUGGAUAUACUAAGCGGUGCAGAGGUUGCUCCCCCUCCAGGCUCGCAACGGUUUAUGGCUGAUUAUCACCUAGCAGUGAGCUCAACUGCUACCAGCAUGGCUUUCUCGAACAGUGCUAAGGCUGAUGCCACCACUAGCCCGCAGCAGCGGCUUCACUAUCAGCAGCCACAGCAGCAGCAGCAGCUUCACCAUCAGCAGCUACAGCAGCAGUUUCACCCUCAGCAGCUACAGCAGCAGCUUCACCAUCAUCAGCUACAGUACGACAUGUUAGGAGUGAGCUCAACUGCUACCAGCAUGGCGGUUUCGAACAGUGCUAAGGCUGAUGCCACCACUAGCCCGCAGCAGCAGCUUCUCUAUCAGCAGCCACAGCAGCAGCUUCACCAUGAGCAGCUACAGCAGCAGCAGCAGCAGCAACAGCUUCACCCUCAGCAGCUACAGCAGCAGCCGCAGCAACAGCUUCACCCACAGCAGCUACAGCAGCAUCCGCAGCAACAGCUUCACCCUCAGCAGCUACAGCAGCAGCCGCAGCAGCAGCUUCACCAUCAGCAGCUACAGAACAACAUGGUAAGAGUGAGCUCAACUGCUACCAGCAUGGCGUUUUCGAACAGUGCUGAGGCCGAUGCCACCACUAGCCCGCAACACCGGCUUCACUAUCUUCGGCAGCGUCACCAUCAGCUACAGCAGCAGCAGCAGCAACAGCAGUCCAACAUGUUAAGUGGUGUUGGAGGACACCAUGCUGCCACAGCUGGCUGGGCCAACUUUGUCACGGAGCAGGACCAAAUGUUCAAUGCCCUCAGCUUAGAUGAUUAUCUGAAUUACUUUUUACUGCCGUUCCUGCCGGGUGACAGCGUGCAAGUUCCCAUCAAUCACGACGGGACGCGUCAAGCGAGUGGUGGAUCAUUACCAUCGAACAUGAAGACUCACCAGCGCCGAGAAUCAAGCGCCUCAUCUGGUAUGCAGCACAGAGACGGUCCCGGUUUUGUUGACAACCCUUUACUGCCAAGCUUGCUGAGCUGUGAAUCACUUCCAGCACCAAUGGCAGCUGGACAGUUCUCCGCCACAACCACUGCGCCGGUUAGUAGUGCAGUGUCUGACAGAUCCUCAAAUGGAACUGCUGCAUCGAUGGGUACCACCACCACCACCGCCGUGACACUGUCCCAUACACCGAUGGCUGACUCAUCCACGGCAAAUGUACGGCGGCAGCAGCUGCAGCCAACAUAUGUGCUACUAUAGUAUCCUAGGCAAGUUGACACGCGCCUACCUCCGCAGGUGUACGUACUACUAGUAGGAAGUCCUAGGAAGAUGGUGUUGUAGAGUGCCGUCUGACUAGUCCAUGCAGUGAUGGAGCAGCUCCAGGGUAUUGCGUAUCAUUGAGUAGUAUUAUGCCAGUACUGUACCUUGCCAUAUCCACUGUAUUAAUGGAGUCUGUGUGACCAAUCAGACUGUGUGUCUUACGUGCUGACGACUUUCUUGCACUAACCCUGACGUAGUGUAUAUAUUAUAACUUUGCAGAUUGAGUAUUAUAACUUUAAUCUGUCCAUGUAGCUUUUUGCUAUGUCCCUUGCUUGGCAAGAACGUGAACCUACAUCCAUCAUGGUGGCAUUGACGUGUGCCUUGUACAAAAUGACGUUAUAUUUCUCGCCGGCCGAGCGGGAGUGAUCGAGGCGAGAAAUGAUUUCUCGCGCAACAAAAUUAUUUUUCUUGCGAAUAUGGAAUCUGAUGUUUUCUCUUUUUGUUGCUGUUCUUUUUGCCUGACUCCUUCAGUCAGUUUUUUUGUGUCUCAUCAGUGUCCUAACCCUCCCACCCUUCAUGUCUGCUCAUCUUCUUCCAUUUCUUUCUUAGCUGUGGACAUGUUGUGUCUGUUUUUAUGCUGCUAUGUUGCCACUUGGGGUUAUGCACCCGGUUUUUUCCCUCAUUCGUGCGUCCGUCGGCCAGAGGGUUUUUUCCCGGCUGGCUCGGUCCAGAGAAAUUAAUCUGACGGUCCCAAGUGGUGCUUGUCCUG
Sycon ciliatum is the source of this 2121-nucleotide messenger RNA. RefSeq names its product putative mediator of RNA polymerase II transcription subunit 26. The transcript has 2 exons. The coding region runs from base 174 to 1352 and encodes 392 amino acids. NCBI's taxonomy places the organism in Eukaryota, Metazoa, Porifera, Calcarea, Leucosolenida, Sycettidae. The record is from RefSeq and is a predicted model, not a curated record.